Candoia aspera is the source of this 3675-nucleotide messenger RNA. RefSeq names its product multiple C2 and transmembrane domain containing 1 (gene MCTP1). Gene Ontology annotation, cellular component: synaptic vesicle membrane. Gene Ontology annotation, molecular function: calcium ion binding. The record is from RefSeq and is a predicted model, not a curated record. The coding region runs from base 24 to 2918 and encodes 964 amino acids. Gene Ontology annotation, biological process: regulation of neurotransmitter secretion. The transcript has 23 exons. Lineage: Eukaryota; Metazoa; Chordata; Lepidosauria; Squamata; Candoiidae.
GAGAGGGGGGCGGGGAGAAGACGAUGGAAGCAGGCAAGGAGCCCGGAGCGGCACCAGCCACAGGGAACAAGCCCGGUGAGGUGGAGCCGGCGUCGUCCUUCCAGAGCCGCCUGUGGAGGAGCCUACAGCUGGGGAGUAAAGGCAAGGGCAGCGGCAAAGCGGGAGCCGAACGCCGCAGUGCGGAGACCUCGCCGUCGCUUCCUCGAGCUCGAGCCGUGGACCAGCCGGCCAAGGCAGACUUGUUAGCCGGCGGCGGCGGCAGGUGGGGAGGCCUCAGGCGUCGAAAGCAUGUGCUGGACCGCGUCUUCUCGUCCUCUCAGCCCAACUUGUGCUGCUCCUCAGCAGAGCCCCUGGAGGCCGUGAGCACCGAGGCCGGCUCUGCGCUGCGCCGCCUGCGAGAGCAUCUCCUUCACCAUCACCACCACCACCACCACCAGGGCAAAGGGGGGCAGCAACAACAGCAGGGCCGGCGGCCCGACGACACGGCUGCCUCUUUCUCUGCUUCUUCCUCGGCCUGUUCCUCGCCGCUCCUCUCGGCUGCUGCACCCCGAAAGGAUAGGAGCGGCGGGGAUGGAGCCCUCAAAGCGGAGGAGCUUCCGCAGCAGCCCCGGCUCGGGGCUCACCUGUCCCAUCAGAAGAGUUCUUCUCUGCCCGGCGGCGCCGCCUGCCUGGAGCAGUUGCUUCAAGAGUCGCCCACCAAGGGCAAAGCGAAGGAGCCGGAGGGCAGCCCUCGUCCUUCCAAGGCGUUACAGGCAGGUGCCUUACAUGGUAGUAGCCAGGAAAUAAUUGGUCUUGCUGGAACAAGUAAUGUAGAAUUACCCCUUGCUGAACCCGGAAUGUACCAGUUGGACAUUACAUUAAGAAGAGGUACUAAUUUAGCAGCUCGUGAUCGAAGAGGAACAAGUGAUCCAUAUGUCAAGUUUAAACUUGGUGGAAAAGAAGUCUUUAGAAGUAAAACAAUCAAUAAGAAUCUUAAUCCUAUUUGGGAGGAAAGAACUUCCAUUCUUAUUGAACACUUAAGGGAGCAGCUGUAUAUAAAGGUUUUUGAUUAUGAUUUUGGACUUCAAGAUGACUUCAUGGGAUCAGCUUUUUUGGACCUCAGUUCCCUGGAACAAAAUAGGCCUGUUGAUGUUACAUUGAGUCUGAAAGACUCACAUUAUCCUGACCAAGAUCUUGGGACUAUAUUAUUAACUGUGUUGCUGACCCCAAAAGAACAGCAGAGGGAAGUGACAAUGCUAAUGAGGAAGAGUUGGAAAAGAUCAAGUAAGUUUCAGACCCAGAGUAUACGUCUGUCGGACCUGCACAGAAAAGCUCAGCUAUGGAGAGGAAUAGUCAGUAUCACUUUAAUUGAAGGUCAUGAACUCAAAGCCAUGGAUCCAAAUGGGCUCAGUGAUCCCUAUGUGAAAUUUCGGCUAGGACAUCAGAAGUACAAGAGUAAGAUAAUGUCAAAAACCUUGAAUCCCAGGUGGAGGGAACAAUUUGAUUUCCAUCUUUAUGAGGAACGAGGUGGAAUUAUUGACAUUACAGUGUGGGACAAAGAUGCUGGCAAAAAGGAUGAUUUUAUUGGCAGGUGCCAGGUUGACCUGUCAACCCUAAGCAAAGAGCAGACUCAUAAGCUAGAGCUGCCUCUGGAGGAAGGUGAAGGGCAUCUGGUACUGUUGGUUACAUUGACUGCUUCAGCUGCAGUCAGCAUCUCUGACCUCUCAAUGAAUGCCUUGGAAGACCCAAAGGAACAGAAAGAAAUUCUAAAGAGAUAUAGCCUAAUACAGAUGUUUCAAAACAUAAAGGAUGUGGGAUUUCUCCAGGUGAAGGUCAUCAGAGCAGAAGGUUUGAUGGCAGCUGAUGUUACAGGUAAAAGUGAUCCAUUUUGUGUAAUAGAGUUGAACAACGAUAGAUUGUUGACCCACACAAUAUAUAAGAACCUUAAUCCUGAGUGGAACAAAAUCUUCACUUUCAACGUUAAAGAUAUCCACUCAGUUCUUGAAGUGACAGUUUACGAUGAAGAUCGUGAUCGGAGUGCUGACUUCCUGGGCAAAGUGGUUAUUCCAUUAUUGUAUAUUCAAAAUGGUGAACAGAAAGCCUACGUUUUGAAAAACAAGCAGCUGACAGGGCCAACAAAGGGGGUCAUCUAUCUUGAAAUGGAUGUGAUUUUUAAUGCUGUGAAAGCCAGCAUCCAAACGUUAAUGCCCAAAGAACAGAAAUAUAUUGAAGAAGAAAACAGAAUAUCUAAACAGCUUCUUCUAAGGAACUUUAUGCGUGUGAAACGUUGUGUCAUGGUCAUUAUAAAUGCUGCCUACUUUAUAAAUAGUUGUUUUGAAUGGGAGUCACCACCAAGAAGUCUGGCUGCUUUUGUGCUUUUCCUUAUAGUAACUUGGAAUUUUGAGCUCUACAUGAUUCCACUGGUCUUGUUGCUGCUGUUGGUGUGGAAUUACUUCUUGAUCGUAUCAGGGAAGGAUAAUUGGCCACAUGUUACCGUAGUGGAGGACAUGCUAGAGGACGAGGAAGAAGAGGAUGACAGAGAUGACAAGGACAGUGAAAAGAAAGGAUUUAUGAAUAAACUCUAUGCCAUUCAGGAAGUGUGUAUCAGUGUUCAGAACAUCCUUGAAGAAGUGGCUUCUUUUGGAGAAAGGAUUAAGAAUACAUUCAACUGGACUAUUCCAUUCUUAAGCUGGCUGGCCAUUGUUGCCCUCUGUGUUUUCACAGUCAUCCUGUAUUUCAUUCCACUGAGAUAUAUUGUCCUUGUCUGGGGUAUCAACAAAUUUACAAAGAAGCUCCGAAGUCCAUAUGCAGUUGAUAACAACGAACUACUUGAUUUUCUUUCCAGAGUCCCUUCAGAUGUGCAAGUGGUGCAAUAUCAAGAAGUGAAACACGACCCUUCUCACAGCCCGAGCAAGAGGAAGAAAAACAACCCUGGCUAGCCAGUUCCAUGUGCUGGGGAGAUCAGCAUCUGAACAAGGCAUCACACCACCUACGGAGCAUUUCUUCUCUUCAUAAUUUUUCUGUUUUCUUUUGGGUGAUUUUUUUUUUGGUAAUCUUAAUGAGAAAUUUGUAAAUACUGUACAGAGAGAUUUAGCAGGGAAAAUCUUCUUUCCAUUGUACAGAACUCCAGCGAAGGUUUGAAUCUAGCUUAUGCUUAAGUUUUGUUAGAUGAUAGAAGCCAUCAAUAGCAUGAAUAUGGAAUGGUACAUGAUAGGCGCAUAUACAUGGAUAAAGAUGUGUUUAAUUAAAAAUGUAAUUUAAUUCAUGCUUAAUUACUAUUAAGAAACCAAAUAACUGAUCUUUUUAUCCCAAAAAGGAUGGUCACUUUUUAAAGUUCUAUUUUAUACAUAUCAUUAGAUUUGCAGAGAAAAGCAAAUUCAUAUAUUUUAUCCACCAUCCUUGCUUGCUGCAAAAUAACCAGAUAUUAUAAAUUAACCAGGGCUUGCUGGAAGUAAAUGAGUUAUAUGCAAAAUGCAAAUGUCCUACUGGAUCUCCAAAGAUUUAAAGAGUUUCUUAAUACUUUUAUCAUUCCACCACCAGAGUUUGAAAAAAUAUUCCUGUAUCUAAAAUACUGCCAGGUUUAUAACUAAUUGCAUAUCUAACUUUUAUAAAGCCUUUAAUCUUGAUUUUUACUUGUUAGCUUCAUGAACAACUUCCAUAUAGUUCUUAAGUAAAAUCAGAUUUAAGCAGAUUGCU